Oryza sativa Japonica Group (Japanese rice) is the source of this 835-nucleotide messenger RNA. RefSeq names its product ubiquitin-ribosomal protein eS31 fusion protein. The record is from RefSeq and is a predicted model, not a curated record. Gene Ontology annotation, biological process: modification-dependent protein catabolic process; translation; protein ubiquitination. Gene Ontology annotation, cellular component: cytoplasm; nucleus; ribosome. NCBI's taxonomy places the organism in Eukaryota, Viridiplantae, Streptophyta, Magnoliopsida, Poales, Poaceae. Gene Ontology annotation, molecular function: structural constituent of ribosome; protein tag activity; ubiquitin protein ligase binding.
UCGAUCACCACCGUCCGAUUAUUCAGAUCGGACGGACCACCCCUUCCCACGUCGACGAGCCUCGCCUAUACUUGUCGUUCCCAACGAGUCCGCCACGCAGCUGAGACCAACACAACCUAGGGCACACGCCACACGAUCUCGCGGAACCCCGGCGGCCGGCGAUGUCGACGGUGAUGACGCAGAUAUUUGUGAAAGGGCUGACAGGGAAGACGACGGCUCUGAGGAUGGAGCCGUCGGAUACGGUGGAGAGCGUGAAGGUGAAGCUCGUGGACAAGGAGGGGCUUCCGCCAGACCAGCAGCCGCUCAUCUUCCAGGGGCAUCAGCUGGACGACGGCCACACGCUAAUCUACUAUGGUAUUCAGGAGGAGUCGACGCUGCACCUCCUCGGUCGCAUCUGUGGUGGCGGCGGCGGCAACAAGAAGCGAAAGAAGAAGGCGUACGCGACACCUAAGAAGGGAAAGCAUGAGCACCGCAAGGAAGAGCUUGCGGUGCUCCGUCACUAUCGUGUCGAUGACGUGAUGGGGAAGGUGGAGAGGCUACGACUGAUGUGUCCUAACCCAGAGUGCAAAGACGUUGGCGCACUUAUGGCGAAGCACCACGACUGACUCACCUGCGGCAAGUGUGGACUUACCUGAUGAACUGAAAAGUGGAGAGGAGAUGUUUUAAAAGUUGAUACCUAGAAAUGAUAAAUCCUCAAUUUUAAUUUAAUUGAAUUUUAGCCAGAGGAUAUGAAAUAAAAUUAGUACUUCAAAAGAUCGUGUGAGAGACGGAUAUUAUUUAACGUUUUCUUUUAUCGUUUGAAUUGGUUAAUUAGUUGCUGAUAUUUUAAUUUGGU